AUGUCUCUUUCAACAGCUCGUUCAUUCCUGUCAGAGGCUUGUUAUGGCGAGCAAGAACUGGACGCUAACUCCGCUCUUAUGGAGCUGGACAAAGGGCUACGCUCAGGGAAGCUCGGAGAGCAGUGUGAGGCUGUGGUGUUGUUCCCCAAACUCUUCCAGAAGUAUCCUUUCCCCAUCCUCAUCAACUCUGCUUUUCUGAAACUGGCUGACAUCUUCAGGCUUGGCAACAACUUUCUGCGUCUGUGUGUGCUGAAAGUAACACAGCAGAGUGAGAAACAUUUGGAGAAGAUUCUCAACGUGGAUGAGUUUGUUAAAAGGGUGUUUUCAGUCAUCCACAGCAACGAUCCUGUGGCCAGAGCCAUCACUCUGAGGAUGCUUGGUAGUUUGGCCUCCAUCAUCCCGGAGAGGAAGAAUGCCCACCACAGUAUUCGGCAAAGCUUGGACUCUCAUGACAAUGUGGAAGUGGAGGCUGCUAUUUUUGCUGCUGCGAGUUUCUCUGCACAGUCAAAAGACUUUGCAGCUGGAAUUUGCAACAAAGUCAGCGAGAUGAUUCAAGGUUUGGACACUCCAGUCGACUUGAAGCUGAAGUUGAUCCCCAUGCUGCAGCACAUGCAUCAUGAUGCCAGCUUGGCAUCCAGCAGUAGAGAGCUUCUGCAGCACCUUGUCAAUUCGUACCCCUCCACCCCCAUGGUCAUUGUCUCGCUGCACACCUUCACGCAGCUGGCUGCCUCCUCGCUCAUCGAUAUCCCCAAGCAGUUGCAGCUUCUCCUUCAGUACCUGAAAGAUGAUCCGAGAAAAGCCGUGAAGAGACUCGCAAUUAAUGACCUAAAGCUCCUUGCUAAAAAGGCUCCUCACUUGUGGAUCAGAGAAAACACUCAGACUCUGUGUGAAUGCGCUCUGACCAUCCCUUACAACAGUCUGAAGCUGGGCAUGUUAGCUGUCCUCUGCACCCUCUCUGGAACAAUAGCAAUCAAGCAGUAUUUCAGUAGUGCAGCAGGUGGCUCCUCACUUCCCCCCCGCCUCACUGACCUGGUUAAACUGGCACAAGAAUGCUGUUACCAUAGCAACCUGGUGGUGGCUGCUCACGGGGUCAUAGUCCUUUGCAACAUUGCCAUUUCCUAUCUGGAAAAAGAUAUCAUACAGUUGGAGCAGGACACAGUUUUGGGAGUGGAGUCCCUUUUGAUGCUGUGCAGUCAGGACAGCAGCCCCAGUGCACAGGCUACACUCAAAACGGCCCUGACCUCGUUGGUUAAGCUGCUGAAAAAUCGACCCCAUCUCAGCCAGUCGGUUGUGGAGUUCCUGCUCGGCCAGCUCCACUUAUCCUGCGACUCCUCGCGUGUCUUGAUGUGCCACGCCCUGGCAGCCAUAGCCGCCCACCUGCCCGUGUUGGGAGACGGCAUGCUGGGAGAUCUGAUGGAUCUUUACAGAGUGGUCGGUCUCUCCUCCACCGGCGAGCAGCAGCAGGAGCUACUGGUUUCCUUGGCAACAGUGAUUUUUGUCGCCAGCCAAUCGUCUCUAUCUGCUGAAGUGAAAACCAUCAUCAAACAACAGCUGGAGAACGUCGCUAACGGCUGGACGGUGUAUCGUAUUGCACGGCAAGCCUCCCGUAUGGGCUGCCAUGAGUUCUCUAGCGAGCUGUACCAGUGUCUGCGCACCCGCGUGGCAUCGGAGCACUUCUACUUCUGGCUGAACAGCCUGAAGGAGUUUUCUCAGGCCGAGCAGUGCCUGAGUCACGUGGAGGAUGGAGACUACAGCGGAGCCAUGAGCGCCAUCGCCGAGGCCCUGCGCUCGUACCAGAAGGGCAUCGCUUCCCUCACGGCUGCCAGUACUCCUCUUAGCCCGCUUACGUUUCAGUGUGAGUUCAUUAAGCUGCGAAUCGACACUCUGCAAGCGCUGUCGCAGCUCAUCUGUACCUGCAACAGCCUGAAAACCAGCCCUCCUCCCGCCAUCGCCACCACCAUCGCCCUCACCUCAGGCAACGACCUGCAGCGCUGCGGCCGCAUCUCCAUGCAGAUGAAGGUGUGCAUGGAUGAGUUCAGAGGUCUCGCCGCUCGCUACGCUGACCUGCACCAGUCGUUGUUCGAUGCAGAUUACGCCACCCUUCGUAACGUGGAGCUACAGCAGCAAAGCUGUUUGCUCGUGUCUCACGUAAUUGAAGCUUUGAUACUGGACCCGCAGGCAGCCAGUUUCCAGGAGUGUGCUGCUCUGGGCUCUGUUCAGACAGAGAGCGAAUACGAGCGCCGGAUGAUGUCCGUCUUUAACCACGUGUUGGAGGAAGUGGAAGGUCUGUCCAAGAAACAUCCUCCUGUUUCACACCUGCACACAAGUUGCCUCUGUGAUGCUGUCAUAGCUUUGUUGAAAGUGCCGCUGUCUUUUCAAAGAUAUUUCUUCCAAAAGCUCCAGACAACCAGCAUCAAGCUUGCUCUCUCCCCGUCACCUCGAACACCCAGUGAGCCCAUCCCCGUGCAGAACAGCCAGCAGCUGACUCUCAAGGUGGAGGGGGUGGUACAACAUGGUUCCACGCCGGGACUCUUCAGGAAGAUCCAAUCUGUCUGCCUCGGUGUCACUUCAGUUCUCCAGAACAAGACGGGGACCGACUACAAAGUUCCACUGGAUACUAAAACCAACGAGAUCCAGCAGCGCGUAGAACCUCACAACGACUACUUCAGCACCCAGUUCCUGCUCAACUUCUCUGUCCUCGGCACCCACUUGGUCACGGUGGAGGCCUCCGUGGUGGACGAGAGCGGCACCGAGUGGAAAACGGGUCCCAAGACGACGGUGUCGGUCAAGUCUCUGGAGGAUCCUUACUCCCAGCAGCUCCGCCACCAGCUGCAGCAGGGUGGAGCUCAGCCCGCCCCGCAGAGGGGAGCGUACGCUCGAUUUUAG
Nematolebias whitei (Rio pearlfish) is the source of this 2886-nucleotide messenger RNA. It is a transcript of the gene ints7, whose product is annotated as integrator complex subunit 7. Gene Ontology annotation, cellular component: integrator complex. The coding region runs from base 1 to 2886 and encodes 961 amino acids. Lineage: Eukaryota; Metazoa; Chordata; Actinopteri; Cyprinodontiformes; Rivulidae. The record is from RefSeq and is a predicted model, not a curated record. The transcript has 20 exons. Gene Ontology annotation, biological process: snRNA 3'-end processing.